Messenger RNA from Jatropha curcas, 1225 nucleotides. RefSeq names its product polyadenylate-binding protein-interacting protein 5. Gene Ontology annotation, molecular function: ubiquitin binding. NCBI's taxonomy places the organism in Eukaryota, Viridiplantae, Streptophyta, Magnoliopsida, Malpighiales, Euphorbiaceae. The record is from RefSeq and is a predicted model, not a curated record.
UUAAUUAAAAUCAUUAAAGUGGCGACAAAUUUUUUGUCUAUUUAUUAUUCCUGAACCCCUCUUUCAAUAUACAUAAUCAAUCGAUGAGCUACCGUUUUUAAUGCAAUUUUUCUCUUACAUCUUUUUCUCAAUUCUCACACUUUCUUCUUCUUUCGCUCCCUUUCGAUCUCAAAUUGGAAACCGAAAACAGGAAUUUAGGGUUUCAUUCAUAGCUUUUCAAGAAGUUUCCCGUUCGGGCUCUUUCACCCAUCUUUAGAGCAAUCUGCUUUCACAAUAAGGCAAUGAAGCAAGGAGUAUCCACAUUGAAUCCUUAUGCAGCAUCAUACAUUCCAUUGUCUAAAAGAGAAGCAUCUGAAAAAAUUGAAUUUCCUGGAGUGACUGCAAAAGUUUCUCAGGGUGGCAAUCAAACCGUCUGGUAUGGAUCUGCAGAGCAUGCUACACUGAACAGGCAGCAUGAUCAAGCUUCUUCCAUUCCUCAAAUAUCUGUGCUGAAAAGUCACUCUGCCCAUGGUUUUUCUGGUUCAUCGUCACAAAAUCCCAAUGAAAUGACAGAGAAGCAGAUGAUGGAUGAAGAAUUUGACAUGGAUUUAGAAUACCUUCAGAUGACGUUUCCGGGCAUAUCUGAUGAGUCCCUUAAUGAUGUCUACAUGGCAAACCAGGGUGACUUGGAAGCGACUAUUGAUAUGUUGAAGGAACUUGAGUUUGACCCUUUUGAGUUUCCUGAAAAUCUUCCCGACACUUUGGAUAUUGGUGAUGUUUCUGAAUCUGGUUCACCAGCCGAGUGUUCAUCUGUGAAACUAAAGAAUGUUGUCGGUGAAGCCAGUGCCUCUUCUUCUGGUUCCUCAACAUCAGAGUCAGUGACAGUUACUUGAUCGACUUGGUGAAUUGUUCAGUUAUUCAUCUUUGGUUUUCUUGAAAAUUGUGGAUUAGAAGUAUAUAAGUAGGAAAUAUUUCGUUUGAGGUGGGAAAAAGAGAUAUGCAUAUAUACUACUUGGUUAUGGUUGUAUAGUUCUCAGGUGCUUGUUCCCAGUACUCCCUUUGUUUCUGGGUUCUGUUAUGGGUCAAAAGCCCCUUUGAGCAUGCUGGUUGUAGUUGUCUGAAAUUGAAGUGAUAUUUUGCUCCUUCACGAUAUCUUUUCUUCACAUGUUAUUUGCUAUGUUGUAGAGAAAGGUCGAUGUCAAAAUGGUUGAGUAUAUAUAAAGCUUGAGAUUUGAUCAUUUGAGUA